AUGGCGGAUAUAUAUAGUCUGCAUACAGAAGAUGAAACUGGAUCAUCAAUAGAUGAAUUCGAUACUAAAAAAUAUAUGGAUAAAGAUGAGGAUAAAGAUGUUAUAUCUUUAGAUCCAAAGGGUUUAGAAAAAAUUUAUUCAAAACAAAAUGGUACUUUAUCUCGUAUGACUACAAGAGAGGUUCAAGAUAAUGAUUCUAGUGAUAGUUUGGAUAUUGAUAGUUUUAAAGAAAAUAAUAGCAAUCAGAGUAUAAAUACACCGCCUUAUACUCUAUUAAAUUAUAGUCAAAAAUGGUGUAUGGUUGCUAUAUUGACUAUGUGUGGGUUUUGGUCUUCCUUGGCAUCACCAAUUUAUUAUCCUGCUUUAAAACAAUUAGAAAAGGAAUUUAAUUUAAAUGAAGAUAAAGUUAAUGUUACGGUUGUUGUAUAUUUGUUAUUUCAAGGUAUUGCACCAACUUUUUCAGGUGGAUUAGCUGAUGUUUAUGGGCGUAGACCCAUUAUAUUAGGUGGGAUGCUUAUAUAUGUCGUAGCAUCGAUUGGUUUAGCUAAUGCUCCUUCUUAUGGUGUUAUUUGUUUCUUAAGAAUUAUUCAAAGUAUUGGUAUAUCUCCAACUAUUGCAAUUAGUUCAGGUGUUGUUGGUGAUUAUACAUUAAAACAUGAAAGAGGUACUUUUGUUGGUGCAACAUCCGGGUUUGUCUUAAUUGGACAAGGGAUUGGUCCGUUAUUAGGUGCCGUUAUUGCCGCUAGAUGGGAUUGGAGAGCAAUCUUUUAUUUCUUGGCGAUUGGUUGUGGUGCUUCUUUUAUCUUCGGGUUUCUUUGCUUGCCUGAAACAAAAAGAACUUUGGUUGGUAAUCUUUCUAUUAAACCAAAACGUAUUUGGUCUAUUGCUCCAAUUACUCUUUUAUCAUCAGUACAAAAAAGAUUAAAAUAUGAUAAUCCAGAUUUGGAAACUUUGGAUAAAAAUGUACCUUCCUUAGAUCUAAUUGGAGCUCUUAAGAUUACAGCUCAACCUGAAAUUAUCUUAGCAUUAUUCCCAGCUGGUUUACAGUUUGCCAUGUGGACUCUAAUGUUAUCAUCUAUAUCAUCUGGUUUAAGUUCUGCUCCAUAUAAUUAUAGUUUACCAAUUAUUGGUGUUUGUUAUCUACCAGCUGGUAUUGGUGGAUUAUGUGGAUCUUUCUUAACCGGUAGAGUCAUCGAUUAUUAUUAUAAGAAAGCUGUUAAAAAAUUUGAACAAGAUAAAGCAGAAGGAAGAAUUUCACAAGAUGCAAAAUUUAAUACUUUUAAAGUUCGUUUAUUAUGUGUCUUACCACAAAAUUUCUUAGCGGUAAUAUCUUUCUUGUUAUUUGGCUGGAGUAUAGAUAAAGGUUGGAAAAUUCCAGCUGCAUUAAUUACAUCAUUUGUUAGUUCAUAUUGUGCAAUGAGUACUUUAUCAACAAUGACUACUCUUCUGGUUGAUUUAUAUCCUGGGAAAUCAUCUACAGCUAGUAGUUGUUUUAAUUUUGUUAGAUGUUCUUUAAGUUCCAUCUUUAUGGGUUGUUUUGCAGAUAUGAAACAAUCAAUGACUGUAGGUGGUACAUUUAGUUUCUUAAUUGCACUAUUAUUCUUAGCUAAUGGGUUAACUUUUAUCCCAAUUAUGUAUGGGACGCAAUGGAGAGAGAAAAGAAUGUUAAAAGAAGAAUUGAAAGCGCAAUUGAAAGCUGAGAAGGAGAUUGAAAAUGAAAAAUUAUAA
Molecule: messenger RNA, 1728 nt
Organism: Maudiozyma saulgeensis
Lineage: Eukaryota; Fungi; Ascomycota; Saccharomycetes; Saccharomycetales; Saccharomycetaceae
Source: the annotation of a GenBank genome assembly